ACUCCUCGUCAACUUGCGUUGCGUGUCUUUCCUUUCCUUCUUCGAAUGAACAUCUGAAGCCCGAAAGCAAAAAGAGAAUUAAACUCAUCAUUUUUUGGGGAAUGGAGAAGAAGCUCCUCUCCUACAGACGCCAUUAACAUCAUCCUCUAAGCUUCUGCGAUUCUCUCCGUUCGUCGGAAGCUUUCACGACGAUUUUUCAAUCCUUAUCCGAACCGGAGAAAUCAUGUCGGACGCUUUGAUCAAUGGAUUGGCUGGAGCUGGUGGUGGGAUCAUUGCUCAGCUUCUCACUUAUCCUCUUCAAACUGUAAAUACGCGCCAACAGACGGAGCGGGAUCUGAAGAGGGAGAAGAGGAAACUUGGCACUAUCGAACACAUGUGUCAGGUUGUCAAACAAGAGGGAUGGGAGAGAUUAUACGGUGGAUUGGCACCGUCUCUCGCUGGAACGGCAGCAUCACAGGGUGUGUACUACUACUUCUAUCAAGUGUUUCGGAAUCAAGCUGAAGCCACAGCUCUUGCACGGAAGAAGAAAGGGUUGGGUGACGGAUCAGUUGGGAUGUUUGCUUCACUUUUAGUGGCUGCCUUUGCUGGAUCGGUUAAUGUUCUUAUGACGAAUCCAAUUUGGGUGAUUGUUACGCGCAUGCAGACCCACAGAAAAAUGACAAAAGAUCAAACUGCUGCCUCCGUGUCACCUUCUUCUGAUGCAGAAGCUCUGGUUGCAGUUGAGCCGCGUCCAUAUGGAACCUUCAAUACGAUUCAAGAGGUUUACGAUGAAGCUGGAGUGACUGGCUUCUGGAAAGGUGUAAUUCCAACAUUGAUCAUGGUAAGUAAUCCGUCAAUGCAAUUUAUGUUGUAUGAGACAAUGUUAACCAAGCUGAAGAAAAAGCGUGCCUUGAAGGGUAGCAACAGCGUAACCGCUUUGGAGACAUUUCUUCUUGGAGCUGUGGCUAAACUCGGAGCUACAGUCACAACUUAUCCUCUCUUGGUUGUAAAGUCGCGACUUCAAGCGAAACAGGUCACAACAGGGGACAAAAGACAACAGUACAAAGGAACAUUGGACGCGAUUCUGAAAAUGAUUCGAUAUGAAGGGCUUUACGGGUUUUACAAAGGGAUGAGCACAAAGAUUGUGCAGAGCGUUUUAGCAGCUGCGGUUCUGUUCAUGAUCAAGGAAGAGCUUGUCAAGGGAGCUAAGCUGUUGCUUUCAAAUGCAACCUCUAGCUAAGUCAAGUCCAAGCCUUCUUGAAACUAGCAAUCUAGAAAUAAGAUUGAAAUAAAUAAAAAUAGAUUAAAUUUCCAAUAGUUUUCUUGAUUUAUUAUCACAGUAUUGGGAUUGUCGUUCAUUUCCUGAUGAUUGAAAUUGAUUAUUGUAUUUUCUUAAAGAUUCUUAGUAUGAAAUCUCAAUAAAGUUUGGCAGAUUUA
Molecule: messenger RNA, 1416 nt
Organism: Arabidopsis arenosa
Lineage: Eukaryota; Viridiplantae; Streptophyta; Magnoliopsida; Brassicales; Brassicaceae
Source: the annotation of a GenBank genome assembly